Fusarium musae is the source of this 354-nucleotide messenger RNA. RefSeq lists its product as uncharacterized. Lineage: Eukaryota; Fungi; Ascomycota; Sordariomycetes; Hypocreales; Nectriaceae. The record is from RefSeq and is a predicted model, not a curated record. The transcript is spliced from 2 exons. The coding region runs from base 1 to 354 and encodes 117 amino acids.
AUGAGUUCACCAGUCCCCAUGCCAACAGCUCGCCAAGCCGAGCUGCUUGAUCGGUUCAGAGAAUAUUCCCGUCUCGAGCGCGAGGGCCAUCCGAUCGAAGCAUUGAAGGCGGCCAAAGAACUAGUAAAGGAGCAAGACCUCAAUCCCUACCAUGCCGCAGAAUUGCACUUGAAACUCGCCGAUGUCCCCGAAAUUGGACUUUACCAUGCCUCAGAGGGCGUCAAAACUUUCACACAGCUGAAAGAAACCGAUAACAGUCGAGACAUUAGGUGGAAGUUGCAGGAGGCAGAAAACGCCAUGCAAGAAGCGCAAACGAUUGAGAAGGCUUGGUCGCAGCGUCUGGAUGCAAUGUAA